Molecule: messenger RNA, 2804 nt
Organism: Telopea speciosissima
Lineage: Eukaryota; Viridiplantae; Streptophyta; Magnoliopsida; Proteales; Proteaceae
Product: alpha-glucosidase-like
Exons: 5
Coding region: 26-2755 (909 amino acids)
Biological process (GO): carbohydrate metabolic process
Molecular function (GO): carbohydrate binding; hydrolase activity, hydrolyzing O-glycosyl compounds
Source: RefSeq, a predicted model, not a curated record
CUCCCUCUAAUUAGUGGACAAAGAAAUGAUACCAAAAUCUCAUCUUCCUCCCUUCCUCCUCCCUUUGUUCUUUCUUUCUUCCUUCUUCUCCCCAUCACUUGGAUACGGAGCUGAAGGAGCAGUUGGGUAUGGUUAUUCAGUUCAGUCGAUCUACUUCAGUCCCACCAGGAACUCAUUGACUGCUGAUCUCAGAUUGAUCAAGAACUCUUCUCUUUUCGGUCCCGAUGUUCCAAAUCUCCACUUACAUGCCAGCUUUGAGACUAAUGACCGUUUGAGAGUCCAUAUCACUGACUCAAACCAACAGAGAUGGGAAAUCCCACAAGAAAUCAUCCCCCGCCAAUCCCUUCUCCCCCAUCGAUCCUUGCCGGAAAACCGUCUUUACCAGUUGGAAAACAACCAAUUGCCACUUCCAGAGAACCACUCUCUUUCCGUCCCAGACUCCGAUCUAAUUCUCACCCUCCACUCCACACCAUCCUUUGGAUUUUCCGUUGCCCGCCGUUCCACUGGUGAUGUCCUUUUUAGCUCUUUGCCGGACAUGUCAGAUUCUGGCACCACGUUUGUCUUCAAGGACCAAUACAUACAAAUCUCAUCUUCACUGCCAGCAGACAGAGCAUCCAUCUAUGGUUUAGGAGAGCAUACUAAGAAGACAUUCCAUCUGACCCCUAACCAGACACUGACAAUGUGGAAUGCUGACAUUGGAAGUGCAAAUCUCGACGUGAAUCUCUACGGCUCCCACCCAUUCUAUGUGGAUGUAAGGUCACCUUCAUCUGAUGGUAAAGUCCCAGCAGGGAGUACUCAUGGUGUUUUGUUGCUCAAUAGUAAUGGAAUGGAUGUCAUCUACAAUGGUUCUCGCAUAACAUAUAAGGUCAUUGGAGGUGUUCUUGACUUCUAUUUCUUCGCGGGGCCAAAACCAGAAUCUGUCAUUCAGCAAUACACAGAGCUCAUCGGCCGGCCAGCCCCGAUGCCAUACUGGUCAUUUGGAUUUCACCAAUGUCGAUAUGGGUACAAGAAUGUUUCUGAUCUUAAGGGUGUAGUUGCCGGCUACUCAAAAGCAGGAAUUCCUUUAGAAGUCAUGUGGACAGAUAUCGACUACAUGGAUGGCCAUAAAGAUUUCACACUUGAUCCUAUCAACUUCCCACCAGAUCAGAUGAAGCAAUUUGUUGAUCAGCUUCACCAAAAUGGGCAGAAGUAUGUGAUCAUAUUGGAUCCAGGUAUUGGCGUGAACAACACGUAUGGCACUUACAUACGUGGUAUGCAGGCAAACGUCUUCAUAAUGCGCAAUGGAACCCAAUACCUGGGUGUGGUGUGGCCAGGUAAUGUCUACUUCCCUGACUUCCUGAAUCCAGCAGCAGAAACCUUUUGGGCAGGAGAAAUUGUAGCAUUCCACCAGGUACUUCCCUUUGAUGGCCUCUGGAUCGACAUGAAUGAGAUCUCCAACUUCAUAUCUUCUGCUACAUUCCCCAAUUCUACUCUUGAUGACCCUCCUUACACGAUAAACAAUGCCAAUACUCGGAGACCUAUCAAUGAAAAAACUGUCCCUGCAACAUCUUUCCACUUCAGCAAUAUCACUGAGUAUAAUGUCCAUAACCUGUAUGGCUUCUUAGAAUCCAAAUCGACGAAUGCUGCUUUAAUCAAAGCAAGGGGUAAGAGACCAUUCGUACUCUCCCGAUCAACUUUUGUGGGAUCAGGAAAGUACACAGCACAUUGGACUGGUGACAAUGCAGCAACAUGGGAUGACCUAGCUUACUCAAUUCCUUCUGUUUUGAGCUUUGGACUCUUUGGAAUUCCAAUGGUUGGAGCUGAUAUAUGUGGGUUUGCACGGGAAACCACUGAGGAGCUUUGCCGUCGUUGGAUUCAGGUAGGAGCAUUCUAUCCUUUUGCCAGAGACCAUUCAGACAUUCAGAAAGCACGUCAAGAGCUCUAUCUCUGGGAAUCAGUUACCAUAGCAGCGAAGAAGGCACUUGGGCUCCGAUAUCGUCUACUACCCUACUUCUACACAUUAAUGUAUGAAGCACACACUAAGGGAACACCCAUAGCAAGACCCCUGUUCUUCUCAUUCCCUGAAGAUGUCAAAACCUAUGAAAUUGAUUCACAGUUUCUGAUUGGCAAAGGUGUUAUGAUAUCACCUGUAUUGAAACAGGGAACGGUUUCAGUCAACGCGUACUUUCCUGCAGGCAAUUGGUUUGAUCUCUAUAACUAUUCACAAUCAGUUUCUGUAACAUCUGGGAAGUACAUCACUCUUGAAGCCCCAGCAGAUCAUAUAAAUGUGCAUGUCCAUGAAGGUAAUAUUCUGGCCAUGCAGGAGGAAGCCAUGACAACACAAGCAGCCCGGAAGACGGGGUUCCAGCUGGUAGUGGCCAUUGACAGUAGUGGUAGCAAUACUACUGGAGAACUUUUCUUGGAUGAUGGAGAAGAGGUAGAGAUGGGAGGAGAGGGAGGGAAUUGGAGUUUCGUUAGGUUUUAUGGUGAGGUUGCAGGAAAUGAGGUAAGUGUAAGAUCAGAAGUGGUGAACGGGGAAUAUGCAGCGAGUGAGAAGUGGAUUUUAACAAAGGUGAGUUUCAUGGGUGUGAAACAGAUUAAUGGGUUCAACAGGUAUCAGUUGGAUAUUAAGGGGAUGAAUUUGAAUAAAAAUGAAACAGUAAGAGUGAGUCUUGACAAAAAAGGAGGGUUUGGCACUGCAGACAUUACAGGGUUAUCACUGCUUAUGGGGGAUAACUUUGAAAUAAAGCUGCAGUUGAGCGAACAGGCCAAAUGAUGAGAGAAUUGUAAUGGCAUUAAUAACACAGGCAGAAAAUUUAGUUUAC